Messenger RNA from Scomber scombrus (Atlantic mackerel), 4086 nucleotides. It is a transcript of the gene golph3a, whose product is annotated as golgi phosphoprotein 3a. Gene Ontology annotation, cellular component: cytosol; Golgi cisterna; trans-Golgi network. Bases 202 to 1083 code for a protein of 293 amino acids. NCBI's taxonomy places the organism in Eukaryota, Metazoa, Chordata, Actinopteri, Scombriformes, Scombridae. Gene Ontology annotation, molecular function: phosphatidylinositol-4-phosphate binding. The transcript has 4 exons. The record is from RefSeq and is a predicted model, not a curated record. Gene Ontology annotation, biological process: Golgi organization; retrograde vesicle-mediated transport, Golgi to endoplasmic reticulum; Golgi vesicle budding.
UUAGACAGACAUUAUAUUGCUGCGGACAGAGGCAAGGAAGGGGAACAGUACUCCAGAUGACAACGGUACUCGGACCGCAGUAGUCAAAAGUCAAAACACUCGUAACUGCUGGAUGUUUCUCAUCAAGUAAUUGGGUCAAACAUCUCGGGCAGCGGAGUCCGAGGCGUGUUGUUUUCGUCGUUGUUUAGCUAACUAGCCGGCAUGACUUCCUUGACUCAGCGGAGUUCGGGCCUUGUGCAGAGGCGGACUGAAGCCGCCCGCAACGCCGCCGACAAAGACCGUCCGUCCGGGGAGGAGGACGACGAGCCCCGGCGGGGAGACGAGCAGGACGAGGAUGAUACCGGAGACUCCAAAGAAACGCGUCUCACUUUGAUGGAAGAAGUACUGUUGUUAGGACUCAAAGACCGAGAGGGCUAUACCUCGUUUUGGAAUGACUGCAUUUCAUCAGGGUUGCGAGGGUGCAUGCUGAUCGAACUUGCCUUGCGAGGACGCCUUCAGUUGGAGGCCUGUGGCAUGAGGAGGAAAGGUCUUCUGGCCAGGAAGGUGAUUUGUAAGUCAGAUGCUCCAACAGGCGACAUGCUCCUGGAUGAAGCCCUAAAACACAUCAAAGACACUCAACCACCAGAGACUGUGCAGAGUUGGAUAGAACUGCUCAGUGGAGAGACAUGGAACCCCCUGAAGCUUCAUUAUCAACUGCGGAACGUCCGUGAGCGGCUGGCCAAAAACUUGGUGGAAAAAGGUGUCCUCACUACUGAGAAGCAGAACUUUCUGCUUUUUGAUAUGACCACACAUCCUUUGACCAACAACAACAUAAAGCAGCGCCUCAUCAAGAAAGUCCAAGAGGGUGUACUGGACAAGUGGGUGAAUGACCCUCAUCGAAUGGACAAGCGGCUGCUUGCACUCAUCUUCUUAGCCCAUUCCUCCGACGUCCUGGAAAAUGCCUUUGCCCCGCUGCUGGAUGACCAAUAUGACCUGGCCAUGAAGAGAGUGCGGCAGCUGCUUGAACUGGAGCCUGAGGGGGAGUGCAUGAAAACCAAUACCAACGAGUUGUUGUGGGCUGUGGUAGCUGCCUUCACGAAAUGAGUCUAACACGAAAAGGAAAUCAAGUAGUUGCGGCAUUCAAGUGGCAUUGUACGUUAGGGCACUGACUUCGACAUGGUAACUUGACUUUGCAGUCCGUGCCUGGACUUUGGAAUUGGCUGCACUCUUUCUCGUCCCACUCUUUCCCUACUUUUUCUUUUCCUUCCAGAUAGCUGCCCUUGAUCGUUCCUUGAACCCCCCCCUCAUGUGUCAUUUAUGUGUUCACUUUUGCUAAAAAAUAAUAAGUCUCAUGAAACUUUGAAUGAAAUGGUAGGUAAUGAUAUGGGUAAGGCCAGAAUCAAGGUGUUGAUACAUGUCCUUUUUCUUUUGGGUAUAUCUUGGGUCUCUUGGAGGUAUGCAUGGUGCAGGUUACUGUAGGUACCAUCCUGACACAUGUACACAUCCAUGUACAGGGCAGUGAUGCUGUAAAGGAAUGAAAGAAUAGCUGAGGAUCCUGACAAGUCUGUCUUCUUCCAAAUUGAUUGAAGUGUAUGGACAUGAUGUAUGUGGUGUCACAGCUUUCUUUGGCUUUCAUAUCAAGCACUGGGAGACAUCUAAAGUGGUUAUACCCAAAAGGUUGAGUCCACUGAACUAAUAGAACUAGAUUUCAACUAAGUUGAUGCCUGUUAUUCCAUCCCAUACAUACAUACACACAUACAUACACACAUAUAUACAUACAUACAUACACACAUACAUACAUACAUACAUACAUACCUGCUUAUCCAGUGCAGGGGGCAGGGGAAUCCCAGCUCACAUUGGGCAAAAGGUGGGGUACGCGCCAGUAAUGGCGCAUCUUGACAUGGCACUUUGAGAAAAUCCAAAUCUCACAAAGAAAGACACCAGCCUGCCGAAUUUGAACAAGGAUUUUCUUGCUGUGAGGCAAACCACUGAGCCACCACUCUGUCAAACAUUCCAUCCCUUCUGGCCUGACCUAAUGUGUGGAAGACUAUUCAUUUUGUCAACAGGACUAGGUCUAAGUAUGGACAUGCAUGGGAGCUUCAUGAGACAUCAUACAGGCCUUCCCUCCUAGGUGAAUCCUUGGAAUAUGGAGUGCUGACUCUUACUACUUUCGGUUAUGUAGACCUCAGCCCUAUUCAAUGUUUUGGAAACACCUAAGAAAUGAAAAGCCACAGUCUGAUGAGUCAUUAGACAGACUUGUUUAGGGCAUGGUGUACAGAUAGUGUUGGAAUAACACAAAUUGCUAAAUUCUGCAAACACUUACAUAUGUAAAGUAUGAUGGAAGAAAUUAAACAAUUAAUAUACAAAAUAUUAAUGAACCUCUCUGACAGAAAUAAUUGAAAACGAGUCAUAGUGAUUUGUGGCCAGAAAUGUGUUUUUAAAAAAAUCAUAAUGGCAGAUUAGUUCUGGUGGAGGAUCGUAUCUCAUCUAGAUACAAUGUCAACAUGUGUACAGGUCUAAUUAAAGCCAGGGUACAUUCUGAAUGGUAACUGUUGAAAGUAAAGUAUCUUAGUCUGGAUCAAAUGCUAUGAUUUUCCAUUUUUGCAUGUAUCUCCUUGAUUAAAACAUGUCAUUUACUGUUUAUUAGACUGGCAGUGGGGUAAAACAGCUCUUUGUCUGAGUGGCUGUUGAGAAUCAAACUGAAAUAUUUUUGUGGCAGGAACAAGCUCAGGAAAGCAGACCAAAUCAAUGCCAGUUAAUUUUGUAUUAACAGAAUUCAAAUACAUAUAGUUUUCACCUACUGGUGUAAAUAACCCAGACGGUUUAACACAGUAUACAUGCAUUCAUGAAGAUCUUCUCAGUUUAUGAGUUUGUAAACCAAACCUUGGUAGCACACACAAAUGACAGAACACAUUCAAGUCAUUCACUCAACGUUUAGUGAAACAGGUAAAUCUGAAGAUAAAUGUGAAUUCUAUUUCUGUCCCAAGUACAAACAGAGGUCCAGGAGUUGUUUAAAAAAAUAAAUAAAUAAACUGGAUCAGACAAACUGUUACCACAACUCCCUCAAAUGUGGAAAAAAUAAAAAGUGCAGCAAUUUCCAAAAUGGUCUCAUUUACAUUACUACAUUCAUUUCAUGUAUUUUCUGCAUUUAAACAUACAGCAGAAAUGUUUUUAAUGAAAUAUGGAGCUUUUUCCUGGUUGCACAGUGAAUCCACACAGGAUCUCAAAAGUGCUCUCAUAGUGAACCCCAGAGAACACCAUUCUAAUGUCAGCCAAUUGAAUCCUUGAGUCAGCUGGUUGACCAGAUGUGUUGCUGUCUUAGAACAGACAGCUUCAGAGCUGUUGGACGGUGUAUUUUGUUCACCAUAAUUGAGCUAGGCUAGAUGCCCCCCCCCCCCCCCCCCCCCCCCCAGUAUUUGUGCUAAGAUAGGUAAAAGACAUACCACUGUAUUGAAAUUUGUUUUGUUCUGACCUUGAUGGCAAGCAACUACAUUUACUAAACUGUCAGUGAUGCAAUGUGCAGACGGGUUGUAUUCAGCAAAUAUUUGGAAAGAUCUGAUGGAUGAUGUAACAGACCAAAGUCUAAGCAGAAAAAUCAAAAGAUGGGCUCACAUUCCAGAUGUUGAUGUAUAUAGAUGUGCAACUGCUUGAUAGUCAGGCACAAAGGACAUUUUGUUGAAAUUGUUAUCCGCUUUCUCAAAUCUAUUGUUCAGCUCUGUCCUUCAGAACGUUGGACAUUGUGCUGUAAAACAUUCAAAGCCUUUCACCAUCAACCAUAUCUUGCUCUAAAUUUCAUAUUGCCUCAGUUUUAUUAAUUUUAUGUUUUAACACAAACUUGCUACUCAUCCUCGUGGAUCUUGUGAAAGACUUUAUAACAGAUAGCCUCCUUCUAAUAUUGUAUGUAGCAAAUGGCUGGGAGUGAUUAGUCAGUGAUUGUGGGGAAAGAUAAGUGACCAAAAGGUUUAUGCAUCAGAAAAUCACCUCAAAUUGUGGAGUGGAUUUGAGAGAUUAUAUAUGUUACCUAAAUAAAGGGAUCUCUAGUCUGUGUACUUUCUUUGACCCUAGAAAAUAAACCAAGAGCUUUGAAGUGCCUAAGCAUACAACUGA